This is a messenger RNA of Saccharomyces kudriavzevii IFO 1802, 348 nucleotides long. It is a transcript of the gene MED11, whose product is annotated as Med11p. The coding region runs from base 1 to 348 and encodes 115 amino acids. Gene Ontology annotation, molecular function: transcription coregulator activity. The transcript has a single exon. Gene Ontology annotation, cellular component: mediator complex. The record is from RefSeq and is a predicted model, not a curated record. NCBI's taxonomy places the organism in Eukaryota, Fungi, Ascomycota, Saccharomycetes, Saccharomycetales, Saccharomycetaceae. Gene Ontology annotation, biological process: regulation of transcription by RNA polymerase II.
AUGCAGCCACCAUAUAUACAGGAGCGUCUGAAGUCGCUCAAUGAUGUAGAAAGCCAGUUGUGUUCUAUGCUGCAGGAGGCGUCGCAAGUAACGUUCAUAUUUGGCGAAUUGAAACGUGGCAAUGAAUCAGUGAAACCACAAUUCGAAAACCAUGUCAAACAGUUCUACGAAUUACUGGACAAAUCAACUACACAGUUGCGUAAGGAAAUACAGCUAUUGGACGAGAACGUUGGAACCCGACUACUACCUAUUAACGUUAACAAGAAGGCCCUUGGCCAAGAUACAGAAAAAAUGGAAGAGCAACUAGAUUUACUCUCAGUGAUACUGGACCCUUCGAAAUCCAAGUGA